This is a messenger RNA of Ictalurus furcatus (blue catfish), 6556 nucleotides long. RefSeq names its product caspase-6. Gene Ontology annotation, biological process: proteolysis; apoptotic process. The record is from RefSeq and is a predicted model, not a curated record. Gene Ontology annotation, cellular component: cytoplasm. The coding region runs from base 52 to 951 and encodes 299 amino acids. The transcript has 9 exons. Lineage: Eukaryota; Metazoa; Chordata; Actinopteri; Siluriformes; Ictaluridae.
CGAUGGCGAGUCACAAGGAAGGUCAAGUUGCAGGUGAGGUGGAGUUGGAUCAUGGCUCAACACAACGUGUUACUCCUACAGUUAGUGUUGUGGAACUUCAGCAAAACAAGGCAGGAAGGAGGCCAGACCGAGAUGGACGCUAGAUAUCGAAGUGCCUGCAACAUCGACCCAAAUGAGGAGUACAACAUGAAGCACAAACGCAGAGGCCUGGCGCUCAUCUUUAACCAGGAGAACUUUUACUGGCAACUCAGGCUUUACCCUCGAAAUGGAUCCACGGCAGACAGGGACAACCUCAAAAAGAGGUUUGAGCAGCUGGAAUUUGAGGUGAGGACUUACAAUGAUAAGAAACGGGAAGAGGUUCUGCACAUCAUCACUGAAGCUGCUAACGCUAAUCAUGCAGACGCUGACUGCUUCGUCUGCGUGUUCCUGAGCCAUGGCGAAAACGGACACGUUUACGCCCACGACGACAAGAUCGAAGUCCAGGACAUGACGUCUCUGUUCAGAGGAGACAAAUGUCGGAGUCUGGUGGGGAAGCCAAAGAUCUUCAUCCUGCAGGCGUGUCGUGGGGACAAACACGACGAUCCGGUCACUCCCAUGGACAUGGUGGACAGCAAGCAGGUCAAUGAGGUGGUAGUGGACGCCGGUGUGGUGCAAACGCUCCCUGCAGGAGCCGACUUCAUCAUGUGCUACUCAGUAGCUGAGGGUUUCUACUCCCACAGGGAGACAGUGAAUGGUUCCUGGUUUGUUCAGGACCUGUGUGAGCUGCUGAAGCACUACGGCUCCACGCUGGAGUUCACCGAGCUGCUCACACUCAUCAACCGCAAAGUGUCUCAGCGCAGUGUGGGGAACUGCAGAGACCUCUCGGCAAUCGGCAAGAAACAGGUGCCCUGCUUCGCCUCUAUGCUCACCAAGAAGCUCUACUUCAGGCCAAAGCGAGGAGAUUAUGUGUAGUCACUCUCAUCCCCACACACACACACACACACACACACACACACACACACACAGAUUCAGGGACUCUGAUUUAUCUUUAAGCCUUUUUGGAGUUUAUUCAGCAUGAGAGAGAGGUGCAGAUGAACAGCCACAAUGUUUACGAAAGCUUGCAGGGUUUACAAAAAUUGAAAUUAUGGGAGAUUUGCUUUCUUAAAUCUCUACCAGGGAACCAGUGGGAAUGAAUUGUUAUGGCAGGGAACCAAUGGAAAUACAGGGCUGUAUCAAGGGACCAAUGAAAGUAGAGGGUUAUCUCAGAAUUAAUGAAAACAAUGCUAUUUUGGGAAACCAACUGAAAUUGGUGGUUAUGCCAGGUAACUAAUAAGAAAUGCAGGAUAGAUACACAGGAUUAAUGUCAGGAAAUUAAUAAAAGAUAAAGGGUUAGGUUGGGGAACCAAUAAAAAUUGUGCAUUAUCUCAGGUUUCCAUGGAAAACGGAUGAUAGUUCGGAAACAGUCUACAUUUCUCUGAAAAUGUAACCUUAUAUAGAACCAUAUAUAAGGAAAUCAGUAACCUAGGAUUAUAUUAGGGAACCAAUGAACAUGGGGGACCAAUGAAAUGGGAGGGUUAUCGAAAGGGGACCAAUGAAAUGGGAGGGUUAUCGAAAGGGGACCAAUGAAAAUGGGAGGGUUAUCUAAAGGGGACCAAUGAAAAUGGGAGGGUUGUCUAAAGGGGACCAAUGAAAUGGGAGGGUUGUCUAAAGGGGACCAAUGAAAAUGGACCAAUGUAUCUAAAGGGGACCAAUGAAAUGGGAGGGUUGUCUAAAGGGGACCAAUGAAAAUGGACCAGUGUAUCUAAAGGGGACCAAUGAAAAUGGACCGGUGUAUCUAAAGGGGACCAAUGAAAAUUUGUGGUUAAAUCAUGAAACCAAUGGUUGGGGAACAAAUAUAAAUGGUGGAAUAUCUCAGGGAUCCACUCAAAGUGGUUUUUUUUUUUUAUUUUUUAUUUUUAAAGUGAACUAUAUAAAGGAACCAGUAAAAUUGAAGAUUAUGCCAGGCUACUGUCACAUCAAGGCAAGGGAUAUAAAUAAAAACAAAGAGUUAAGUUUGAGAACCAAUAACAAUAGAUGUUUACCUCAGGGAACCACUUAAAACAAAACAUUUUCAGAGGUCUGGGUCAGUCAAAUUUCCAUUGUUCUCCGCAGCAGAGCCUUUCCUUUUCUGCAGAUGCUCUGGUUUCUUAAACCGGUUUAAAACCGGUCCAACAGUGCAGAUAAGUGAACAGACUUAUUCGUUUCACUUCCCUCAUCACACACUGUGAAUUUCCCUGCCAUCUGUGUUGUCAAGGUAUGUGUACACAGGUGGAAUUACAGCCGUUUCCUGUUAAACAAGUUGGGAUUUUCAAGAGUUCAGUCUGUCUGUAGGUUUCAGAUAGUAGCUGAUCUUUAAAAACGUAUUUAAGGUACAUAAGAACUCCGUAACCACUGCUCAACCUUUAAGGGUACCACAGGGAACAAAACUGUACCUGUACAGCACCUUUUUUUUUUUUGUGGUCACUGAACACACACACACCUCAAACUACAGGUGAUCCAGUCAUGUGAGCUUUUCCUUGUAGUCCUGAUGGAUGUGAUCUGAUUUGCGCACGAUAUCAGAAUAGUGCAAUAAGGCUAGUAAAGUAAGUCUCACCUCUUAAUACAGCCACAAGCAGCGAUUUACGGGGUCCAGACUCUCGUCGUAAUUAGCAUCCCCACUGACCGGUUCUUCCCAAGCAUCACCGAACACUAGAGUCCGUAGAUGAACAUCCUGUUUACGUUUCACGAUGGUACUCGAUGCUAACCCUGAGAACUGCCUGUGGAAAGUUAAUUGGCUAACGUUAAUGUAAUGGCCAAAUUUUAUCUUCACUGGACUUCCAGCUCCUGAGAAACGGCUAUUUGAACUCAACCUGACAAUCGCUCAUGAGUUUCAGCUGUUUGAGUAAAUUUAAACUUUAAUUUAAUGCAGUGUGGCAGCCAUAUUCUUAUCGUUCUUGAAAUGUAUAGCCUGCUGAGUAUUUUGUCACCAGUUUCUUGAAGAUAUGCAAAAAAGAACCUCAGACUAGUUAGCAAAAGGUGUGGAAUAUCAAGCAAAUGACCUUAAAUGGUUGCUAAUCUCUAAGUGGAUUUCUAAUGACUGGAUUUCCUUUGGUGCUUGGACCCCUAAUAAGACUCUCAAUGUCUGUUCACAAGCAUAUUUAGGUUUUCUCUUUGGGUUGAUUUAUUGAUUUCAGUUCACAAUCUGAGAUCAAAUCACACUUUGCCACGCUGACCUCUUGUUUGUAAGAAAAGGGAAAUCCAUGUUUUCGUCUCUCGCUCUGUCUUAGUAAUGAAACGUUUUAUUCAGCUGCAUAUACAUUUUAUCAGUCGUACACCAGCGUUUAAAAGUUGUAGCAGAAAUGUUUGUAUUUUUUUUGUCUAGAUGUGGGUGGGAUCAAAGACACAACGUCCAAUCAGGCAUCACAAUAUCCGAACAUAACAGACGAAACACUACCAAAAUCUUAAAGGGGUCAUGUGAUGUGUCUUUUUUUUUUAAAGUCCAUUAUUUUGUUUAUUGGGUGUUUUAGAGUAGUUUAAGAUGCUUUGGUGCUUAAAAACAUUAUUUUUCACAUACUAUACAUUUAAUGCAGUACCUCUAUUCCCAGGCUGCCUGAAACGCUCCGAUUGAGUACGGGUUUCUCCAAAGCCCCUCCUUCCGAAAAGCCCAGAGUGCUCUGAUUGGCCAAAAACCUCCAGCGUGCGUCGGAAAUGUAACGCGCCUUAAUAUCUUCCAAGACGUCUGAAGCAAUUCUAAGCUUCUAAGCAUGACCGUUAAUAACGCAGUGGGUUUUACCGUGUCGGUUCGAGCCCGAGUCGGAUUCAGAAAAUGCGGAUGAUCGAGCAGAUCAAUCGGAACCAACUUUGCAAGCGCGACUUGAACAGGACGUUUCGUAAGUCUCUUACGUUUCAGAUACGAUGUUAUAAGGGUUUAAUUUGGCUUGUGCAAUCGACAGACGCAUUCCCACAGCUGAAUAUCAAAACUACAACACGAUAACUUUAGCUAGCAUGUUAGCAGAGGUCUACAACUGAGCCCUGGGCCACAAAACUCCGCAUUUGACCAGUCAGUAGCAGAUACGACAUAAAUUCAUCAAACGUACUUACAGGUUCUGAUUCAGAAACGCAAGAUGGGAAAGUGGGAAUCGCCCCAUUUUCUUACAAGUAGCCUUCGUGUAUAGCCUGCGUUGUACUCCUCCAGGUUCAGGAAGCUGUCCUCUGUAAAAUACGCUGUGCUCAAGCAAACGUGCGGUGGUUCUGCUCAGGAACAGCGUUUAUAAAUAAACACUAACCACUGAUUCCUAAUUUCAUCCAUUUUAGGAAGGCCAAACAAAGGGGUUUGGCUUUCGCAUCGAAACACGCCGCGUCUCCACGACACGCCCCUAACACAGUUCACCGAAGCCUCGCCUUCUUUCUUCGCGCCCGCCUUCGGGUGGGAUUAUGCUGAUGUUUCAAACAAGUUUGUAACAUCUGGACUUCAAUCGAGGCGUUUUAGGCGGGUCUGGAGCAGUGCUCUCUGUUCCAUAGAAUAAAUCCCUUUGUGGGAGAUGAUGAGCUUUGUAACUGUGCAGAUCUUCUACAUGCACACACACAGAUACAUUACACAUUAAAGGAGAAGGAAAACGUUAAAGGACAUCACAUGACCCCGUUAAUAGACGACCAUUAUAUAACUGUUUACAACAUUUUCACCCGCUGGAGCCUAUAAAACAUUUGUUUCUGUGGAAAGUCAUAUUGUUCGGUGUUUUUUUUUUUUUGUUUUUUUUUUUUUUGGGUCUUGGAGUGGAACAUUUUGUGAAUCAUGAAUAAAUAAUAAUAAUAAUAAUAAAAGGGAUUUUCUCUGACUAGACUAUUUUACAUUAACAUGGCUCAGUAGUAUACAUUUUAUUUGAUCUCACUGGAUCUAAUUUAUAACAACAAUCAGAAACAAAAAAACAUUUUAUUAAGGAAAAGGAGGAGAAAUUAAACAACUGGUACAAAAAAUAGAUUUUAUCAUCCGAUCAGCUCCUUGUUCUGUGAUUAGACAGUACAGUUGGUCUGUGUCAUAAAUGCACAUGGGGAUUUUGUUUUUGUUUUUAAAUAUUCUGUUUGACAUUAAAUUUAGAGCAGAUUUUUAGCUACAUUUCUAUGGAUCUGACCCGUCGGGGUUUCCUCCUACUUCAUGUAGAUUUAAACGUGGCAGCCACAUAGGGCUGACCAAUCAUGAUUGAGGAUCCAAGGUACUCUUGUCCACCUGCAAAGUUCUGGCAAUAGCUCUGUUUAAAUAUCCCAUAGAGAGUCGUAUAGAAAGUUCAGUGGAUAGUCCCAUACAUAGUUCAGUCAGUGUGUGUGUGUAUAUAUGAGUACCAUAAUUAGAAGAACAUUAGAAGAUAAAAUGGGGAAAUUAUUCACAAAGGGUUAUUUCUAGCAGUAUCUAGGUUCUGUAUAAUGUACAAUUAUAAAGUAAAAGAAAGGAAUAUCAUCUGGCAGAAGGUUUCCCCGACUGACGGGACUCUCAGUGAGUAGCGGCUGAACUGUGUUACAGGAUGAAAAUAUCAUCAUGUUAACUCCUCCACCCAGGUAGAGCGGUACCAGAGCUCUUUAUAGGCGAUGAGCACGUAGCCCUGGUCUGCUAUUGAUCUUCAUCAGAUGAAAACACUUCACAUUUAGAGUUACAAGUACAAAAUCUCCUGUUAAUAGGUGCCUUGUUGCAUUUAAGACCCUGAUCAUCUCCACUGUUCAUCACAUUAACAAGCAAAAGGCACAAAACAUAACUGGUCUGGAUCAAUAAUAAUGAUCUUACCGUAUUUCUGAGCCCUGCUGAAUACAAUAUGAAACGAGCUCAGGGAGUCCUGCGUCUCAUGGUCCUAUUAAACACCUUACACUCCAAUAUCAAUGUUUUAAGAGCAGGUAGAAAACACUACUACUAAUGACUACUAAUGUACUAGUCGUACCUUCAGAAUGAAGCUGUUCUCAGAGCUGGGGAUUUAAAGUGAGCGUUUUCUAUUUUUACGACACUAAACCUACAUGAAUCCAGCAGGUUUUGGAAAUCCAUGACACGGCGCCUUGAAGCAUAAAAAGAAAUUUGAUUAGUUAAAGAAACAUUUCAGCUCAGAAGAAGUCAAACUCCCGUGUAAACUAAAGCAGACGCCGGACUCCGAACACGGACUGUUCUGUUAAAGAUGGUGUGUACGGGAACGUGAACACUUGCACCUUGCUGGUUUUUUUUUUGAUCUGAUUGUGUGUUCCUAUCUGAUUUAUCUGUAACUGGUGGCUGGGUUUGAUUUGAUCCACGAUGUUUUUAAUUCAUCUGGGAUUAUAGAUGUGUGGAUGUGAUUUUGAGCGUAUAAAAAAAACACGAGGAAAAAUCCUGUGCUGCCGAGUGUGUGUUGUUUACUGUGUGUAUUCUUGUUGCGUUGUAAACACUGACGCAGACGUUGAGAAAUGAAUAAUAGUGGAGGAAAUCCGGCGUCGAAUACGGGAACUAGAUUAUUUUCCUGUAACGGCACGUCCCCACGUUUCAUUCCUCUUACACAACUGCAAUUUACCAACCAUUACAAUUUCUAAUUUAUUAAAGAAUGACACAUCA